UCCUUCAUUUCUCCCCCUAAAAACCCUUCUCUCUCCCUUUCUCCCUAGCUUAGAAGAAGCAUCCCUUGUUGGGAUUUCUUCUUCAAUCUCAUCGGCUUUCAACUUUUCAAGAGUUUAAGGCGGAGAAAACAUGAGUCGCGGCAUGGAAUUAGCAGUAAGAGAGUUAAUGUUCAACGAUGAAGAGGUGAAAGGCAUAGACGAAUUUAUGAUGGGCGAUGGCGAUCAUGCCACGGUCACCUGUGGGUGCACCAGCCAUCGAUUAGGAGAUACAGUUGGGACUCUUAGGGUUUACCUUGACGGCAGCCUUAAAAUUGAAUGUUACUGCCCCGGCUGUGCAGAUGAAGGUGCACUUAUAAGCCCAUUUGCAUUUGUGAAACAUGCGCAAAGGGAAACAACUAAGAAGUGGAGACACAACAUAUGGGUUAUAACUGAUGGGAUUAAGGUUCCGCUGAAAAAGACAGCACUUCUUAAGUACUACAAUCGAGCUUUACAGACUGUCCGUGCAAAUAGACCUCAAACUGGGAGAGCUAAUCAUCAUGAUGAAUUUGUUUGUUGUUCUGUCUGUGGAAAGGAACGAAGGUUCCAUCAGCGCAACAAGGAGGAGUGUCGGGCUUAUCAUGAUGCUUCGAGGAAUGUGAACUGGCAAUGUUCGGACAUGCCUAAUGGCAGGAAUGGCAGACUACAAUGUGGAGACAAGGAAGAACGAGCGACCCGCAGGAUGUACAAGCGCUGCACUCGUUCAAAAACAUGCACCGGAUGUACAAAAUGUGUAUGUUUCGGAUGUGUAACCUGCCGCUUUGAAGAUUGCAGUUGUCAAAGUUGCGUAGAUUUUACAAGGACCAUGGAGAAUCGGAGGAAUGCAGAGAACUAUCAAGUUUCCGGAUCAUUCCCAACAUCUCAGUGCAUCUCUCUUAAUCAUUAAUCAUAGUUAUAUAUAACUAUGUACUUGAAUUGUCUUGCUACCUUCGAAACAUCCUAGUACCCAUCUUUUUUAGUACUUAAAUAAUUAGGUUUUGUCUAGCGUGUGCUCGUGGACCCAUGCUAAGCACUAAAACCUAUCAAUCUGGUGUACUUCUGUUCAGUUAAGGUUUAAUAUUGGUGGAUUUUAUAUUAAUAAUGCUGUUAGCUAUUUGUAUAUCUGUAUGUCGAAGGAGUUUCAGUUGACAUCGGCAAUGCUUCCAUCUAUAUAUCUGCAUAUCUAGCUUCUGAAACACAACACAGAAAUUCAUGCUGUAAUUAUUCUUAUCAUGAACUGAGCAACAAACACAUGUUUUUACAGGUGGUUAACAUUAAACCGGUAUGGGUAGGAUGUUGAGAAACUCUAGGUGAUAGUAUAAAUUUUCUG
Molecule: messenger RNA, 1345 nt
Organism: Daucus carota subsp. sativus
Lineage: Eukaryota; Viridiplantae; Streptophyta; Magnoliopsida; Apiales; Apiaceae
Product: protein ULTRAPETALA 2
Exons: 4
Coding region: 131-922 (263 amino acids)
Cellular component (GO): nucleus; cytosol
Source: RefSeq, a predicted model, not a curated record